AUAAAGAAAUUUUUGCUUUUUUUAUAUAGUCAAACGUUACUCUCAAACGUACUCUACGGGUAGAAUAGGAUCUCCGAAUCCUUACAAGUUCUCUCUUUAAUUCUCUUUGUCAGUAGAAAAUCUACUUGGGAUCUGUCAGACCCCAAGUGGAAAACCUACUUGCACAUUGCCAUCUCUAUUUUCAUUGUAUUGGGAACAGAGACUGCGCUAUGUCGCGGGAUGCUGAAUGAUCAAUACUGUCACACGGACCAAAGAUCGGACUCAAAAAGGCAGGACAUCUCUAACAGCAUCAUGAAAACCAUACCACAUACCUGCGUGCCAGGUAUCGCUGAUCUACCCGCUGAAGAAUCAAUCGAAGAGAUUGCCGAAUCAGUGGAUGAAUUGCGAGAGAAACUCGCCAACAUGAAAAAGCUCAUGGAAGAGAGAAAGGGCACGACACUGGGAGAAAUUAGCGCCCGAAAAAGAAAAGAGACUUCCGACAUAAUAGACGGCAAUUUCUUGUCCUGGAUUUUCGGAUCAGUCCUCUUAGUAAUUUUGAGCGUGAGCUUUUACGCCUUCUAUAAUCUUUAUCACGCAGUGCUGAAGAAAUUCCCGUCCCAUCAUACGGAAUUAUAAAAAAGUGUAUGAAAAUGAGAAGAAAAAUUCAAACUUAAAACUUUCAUACAAAAACAUUUUAUUAAAAAUGCGAAGAGCGGCCUCCUUUAAUUUUUCUCCUCUAGAGUCAGAUAAUAUAAAAUGCGGACAGUCCCCAAAACAACAGAUGUUUCUUUCAUUAUUCAUAUAUAAUUUUUUCAAUCGAUGAAUAAUAACUUUUUUUCUUACAAAAAUAAUCAAAGUUUUCGAAUAAUUAACGAUUGAAGAUAAAAAACUAGCGAGUUAAAAUUAAUAAAAGGAAAUAGAUUAUAAUGUCAUAUUGUUUAAUUAAUUUCACAGUUUACUUAUUAGAAUUUUAAUUUGAAACGUACAAAAAUAUGUAAUGUUAAGAAUUUAAAAAUAUAUGAUAAAAUCUCUUUGAUGAUUUUUUAAAGAGAUAAUCAUCCAGAUCGAUCAAAAAAAUUUAAUUAAAAAUUUAAAAAAGACAUCUAAUAAUUGAAUAAGAAAUAUCAGACAUUAUUUAAUUAUUUACUAUUGAAUUUUAGGAAGAUAUUUCAAAUUUAAUUCAAGUUAAAAUAUUAAUGAUAUGCUUUGUCAAUAUGUGAAUGAAUUUGAUGAUCAAUGAAAUUUAUUGUUAACAUCCAAAAGAAUUGAAAAAUGUAAAUGAUGAACAGUAUAUUUCUGGAGAAGUAAAGUGCAAUAUAAAUUUCAGAAAGAGGAGAGAUAUUUAUUUUAUCUAUACUCAACCAGAUAGAAUUUGUAAUGAUAAAAGACCUGACAAAUUUUUUAGGAUCACAAACUAAGUGCCUUAAAAAACUAAUGAAUUAAAUGUUCUGCUAUAUAUGUAUAUGUUAUAAUAUUAUUCAUUAUAUGUAUAAAUAUAGACAUGUAUAAUAAAUUUAGUCAACUAAGCACUAUAA
Messenger RNA from Cataglyphis hispanica, 1514 nucleotides. RefSeq lists its product as uncharacterized. Lineage: Eukaryota; Metazoa; Arthropoda; Insecta; Hymenoptera; Formicidae. The record is from RefSeq and is a predicted model, not a curated record.